Molecule: messenger RNA, 1223 nt
Organism: Lingula anatina
Lineage: Eukaryota; Metazoa; Brachiopoda; Lingulata; Lingulida; Lingulidae
Product: neuroendocrine convertase 2-like
Biological process (GO): peptide hormone processing
Cellular component (GO): trans-Golgi network; Golgi membrane
Molecular function (GO): serine-type endopeptidase activity
Source: RefSeq, a predicted model, not a curated record
CCCUCGUCUUAGUGCCCGUGACGUGCAACAUCUGAUCGCAGAAACUGCCAACAACAACUUUGGUAGAGGCAAUCUCUGGUCCUGGAACGCGGCAGGGAAAAAAGUGAGCCGUGCUUUCGGUUUCGGUUUGCUGGACGCCGAGAAGAUGGUGCGCUACGCUGAGAAAUGGCGAUCAGUACCAGCCUUUGAGUCCUGCGAGGUAACUCUGCGCAAUAUUAACAGAACCAUUCCUGGAACCGUGUCCCUAGAUCUUCCAAGCUGGAAAUGCGCUGUCAAUCACGUGGAGCACGUGCAGCUGUACGUGUUGACGAAAUUCACCAAGCGCGGCUUUGUCAAGGUCAACCUGCGUUCCCCGUCCCGCACGGAGUCCGUCAUGAUCCCCGGUAGACCCAAUGACCAGUGGUCAGCGUAUCUGGAGCUGACAGUGUCCAGCGUCCAGUUCUGGGGAGAGCAGGGCCGAGGCACGUGGCAGGUGGUCAUCGAUAGCCUGUACCCUAACCAAGGCCAUUCUGGUACCGUGUACGACGUGAAGCUGGUAGUUUACGGAACCCAACAGUCCCCGCCAAGUCAGACGCCAUCUUCUGUCAACAGCGGGUGCGCCAACCAGCAGCAAGUGACGCUACCACCAGUCACCAAAGCCACUGUAAAACCCACUCAACCCCCUGUCACCCAACGGCCAGUGACAUCCCCAUCCUGCUCGUGCAAGACACUGACCAACCCUUACUGGGGGUCGAAUCUCAAAGUUCAGCUCCAGCAGGGUAGCGAGAUCUACGAAAUCCAAUGCCCGCAGAACAUCGUGAGUUCGGAUAUGUCGAUUGACUGCCAGAUGAAGAAGAAAACGUACACAGUUCAGGGCAACUACUGCGGGUGCGACUUCAGCCGGUGGAGUUACAAUGGGGCUUCGUGGUGGGUCACCGUUGGCGGAGAGAAGUUCCUCAUUUCCUGCACGACAAGCUCACCUUGGGCAAUGGUCAGUUACCCCUGUCGGGGAAUCAGGAACAGUUCGCCGUUGAUUGGUUGAUUCUGUUAGUCUAGCGCGAUGUGAUUGGUAAAAAAAAACUUUUAACGCCGAGUUCAUUUUUGAUUGCAAUUUUGGACGCUGUGCCAAAAUAAAAAAAAAUCCUUUCUGAAAUUAAAGUAGCGCUAAGUAAUUGCACUGGAUUUUUUUGACUGAAUUCAUCCUUUUUAACUUUUUGUCUCAAUAAAAUCACAAAGAAAACGUU